AUGGAGUCGUCAGGGUUACUGGGUACAGAGAAUGUUUGCGUAAAGGUUGAGCCCUGUGAGGUGUGUAUAACAUAUGAGCCCACGUCCGCCGAAGUGUCUGUGAAAAUUGAGCCGCUGGAUGUAAAAGAUGAGUUCACACGCGAAUGUGUAUACAUAAAAGCUGAGCCUUCGUGCUCAGAUGUGAGUGUAAAAGAUGAGUCGCUCGGCGUGAGCGCGGCGGCGGCGCUGUACACCGACCACGCCGUGAAAGACGAGCUCGUGCUCGGCCCCGAGCUAGUGGAGCAGCGCGGCGUGAGCGACGCACCAACAGCUUUCAACAUGGAGAUAGAUCUGAAGCCAUGUGAGAUUGUCACCGAGAGCGCAGACGGAGGCAGCCCAAUACAAGUUCCUGAAGCUGAGUUAGAGGAACUGAGGAACACCAAAGUUGGGAAAGCUAAAAGAAACAAACGAGAGAAAACUCCACAGAAGAGACAAACAGAACGGAAUCUUUACAAAUGUAUGCAGUGUAGUUAUUCUACUAACAAAAACAGUAAUUUACAGGUUCAUGUAAGGAAACACACUGGUGAAAAGCCUUACAAGUGCGAGCAAUGUAGCUACGCUAGUGCAAACAAACGUCAUUUGCGAGUUCAUGUAAUGAAACACACUGGAGUGAAUCUUUAUAAAUGUGACCAGUGUAGUUUUGCUAGUAAUUACAAAAAAAGUUUAUUAAUCCAUGCAAGAAAACACACUGGUGUAAAGCCUUACAAAUGUGGCCAAUGUAGUUACGCUAGUGCACACAAAUGUGGAUUAAAAGUUCAUGUUAUGAAACACACUGGAAAGAAUCUUUACAAAUGUGACCAGUGUAAUUAUGCUAGUGCACACAAAUGUGGAUUAAAAGUUCAUGUAAUGAAACACACUGGAGAGAAUCUUAACAAAUGUGACCAGUGUAGUUAUGCUAGUGCAAACAAAAGUAAUUUUGAAAGUCAUGUAAGAAAGCACACAGGUGAAACGCCUUACAAAUGCGAUCAAUGCAGUUAUGCUAGCGCAUACAAAGGUGCUUUGCAAGAUCAUGUAAGGACACAUAGUAGUGAGAAACCUUACCAAUGUGAGCACUGUAGUUAUUCUAGUAUCAUUAAACAUAGUUUGAAAAAACAUAUUCUAAGGAAACACACCAGUGAAAAGCGUCACAAAUGUGAGCAGUGUAAUUAUGCUAGUAAUUUCAAGUACAAUUUCUUAAUCCAUAUAAGAAAACACACUGGUGAAAAACCUUACAAAUGUGAACACUGUAGUUUUGCUAGUACUGACAAACAUUAUUUAUUAAUCCAUACAAGAAAACACACCGGCGAAGAGCCUUACAAAUGUGACCAGUGUAGUUUUGCUAGUAGUUACAAAAAUCAAUUAUCAAGGCAUAUAAGCAGACACACAGGUGAAAAGCUUCACAAAUGCGGGCAAUGCAGUUAUGCUAGCGCAUACAAAGGUAGUUUGAAACGUCAUUUACUGAAGCAUUCUAGCGAGAAACCUUAUCAGUGUGAACAAUGUAGUUAUGCUAGUGCAUACAAGAGUGCUCUGAAAGUUCAUGUAAGGAGACAUACCCAACCAUAAGAA
Molecule: messenger RNA, 1584 nt
Organism: Cydia amplana
Lineage: Eukaryota; Metazoa; Arthropoda; Insecta; Lepidoptera; Tortricidae
Product: zinc finger protein 431-like
Exons: 3
Coding region: 1-1581 (526 amino acids)
Biological process (GO): regulation of transcription by RNA polymerase II
Molecular function (GO): DNA-binding transcription factor activity, RNA polymerase II-specific; RNA polymerase II transcription regulatory region sequence-specific DNA binding
Source: RefSeq, a predicted model, not a curated record